Lucilia cuprina (Australian sheep blowfly) is the source of this 3843-nucleotide messenger RNA. RefSeq names its product mucin-22. NCBI's taxonomy places the organism in Eukaryota, Metazoa, Arthropoda, Insecta, Diptera, Calliphoridae. The transcript has 5 exons. The record is from RefSeq and is a predicted model, not a curated record. Bases 229 to 3831 code for a protein of 1200 amino acids.
UCUUUAAAAAUCUUCAUGCUGUGUGGACGUAUUUUCGCAGUUCACGCUUCUCAAAAAGUAAAAAAAAACUAGCAUAUACUAAUUAAAAUUAAAAUAUUCAAGGGAAGUGUAAAAAAUUAAUAAAUCAAACAAUUCUAUAUUAAAGAAAACUUAAUAAAUUAUUUCAAAAUAACGUUUUAAACAAAAGUAAGAAUUUUUAUCAAUAAAUAUACUGCGUUUCUUAAUAAAAUGAGUACAACGGAUGGCAGCAACGGUACGGGGGGUGGUGGUGCUCCAGGACCAGGAGGUGGUACAGGUGCUGGUCCCGGAGGAGGUUCAACAGCAACAACACCAACAGGAGAACCCUUAAAAAUUAUAAAAACCCAAUUAAUACCCCAUCCACAUCCAGCAUCUUUACAACACCAACAAUCACACCAUUCACCAUUGCCUUCACCAACAUCAACUCCAACACCGACACCUUCUUCUACCACUUCUACUACAACAUCCAAUCUUAAUAAUCCACAAAUAGCACAUGUCCAUGCUCCCAUACAAUUGAAAAAUCCCACAAAUGUAACAAAUUUAUUCUCUUUAAAUCCAGUUGCAGCAAAAAUAACGCAUGUUAAGACAACAACGCUUGAUGCAGCUAAUAAUAGUGGUCUCACCUUAAGUGGUUUGUCGCAAGCGUCUGGUGGUGGUGCCGGUGCUACUGGAACAAUCGUAACAAGCGGGGGUCUAUCGACAGUGGGUGCCAUUAAGGUGGGUAAUAGUGGUGCAGUGGCUACUUCGUUAAGUGGCACCCCCAUUGCCUUGAAUACAUCACAAACAAAUACUUCGGGUGCCACUUCUAUAAGGGCCAUAGGUGCGGGGGGACAAUCGACCCAGGUGAGAGUUGUUAUGGGUAAUAUAAUGACACCUUCAAUGAUAAAGCAAUUGGAAAAUGCUGGCCCCGGACGUACACAAAUCACAGCAUUUCCUACGGCUCCUGCAAGAUCGGUAUCAAAUACUUCCAUAACGGUUACCCGAACAGCAACACAAGCUACAUAUUUACCAAGAGCCAGUGUAACAGCCACACAAAUGACCGGUGUAGGUUUAGGAGUGCCAGCAGGUCAAAGAUUAGUAACACCCAUACGUACGACACCCGCAUCUGUAACUGCCACUGGAGCAGGAGCCACUGUUACGGGUAUAACAGCAGCUGGAAAUUUUGUAAGAGGAACAGCUGUAAGUCGCAAUACAUCAUCACCGGCCACUACUGUUAUAUCGCCCGCCACCAGCACUACUUGGAUGGCAGCCAAUACAGGGCAAGUGCAAUUAAUACGUGCCAUACCACAUCAAUCCAGACAACGCAUUAUUACCACACAAGGUAUUAGUGGUUCUCCUGUUUCGACCGUAGCUUCUGUUAGUGGCACCGUAGUUACUAGCACAGCCUCUGCUCUACAGACAGCAGGUCUAGGUAAUCCUCAACAAACAAAUAAUGCACAACAAAAUCAACAACAAUCCACCAUACAAGCCGUUUCAUCUGCUGCUCCACCACAACAGCAACAACAAACUUAUGUUGCCACUGUUUUACCACCCCGUCAUCAACUAGUCUAUUCCUCUAAUGUGGCCACUUCUCAACCCUUAAACCAACAACAGCAGCAACAGUUCAAUCAAACCUCUGUGGCUAAUACUGGUCCACGUUUUGCUGUUGCCACUCCCUUAACAGCAGGAACUGUUGGCUCUACAGGUGCUCCUCGUCAAAUACGACCAAUACCAUUUGCUAAAUCAUUUUCAGCAGCCAAAUUAAAUACAACCAGUAUAAGUAUAAGAGCUCCUAAUCUAACACCCACCAUAGCUACGGGUGUUUCAAAUGCUAAUGUUGGCGGUAAUAAUGCAUCAAAUUCACCACGCAGUACUACUGUUACAGGAGUAACAUCAACAGCAAAUGUUUUACCCUCCUCAAAUUUAUCGGCGACACGUAUUAUACAAUUGCAACAACAACCGGGUGGUACAGCUCAACAGAUUAUAGGGACAACGGGACGUUUAGCAGCGAAUGUUAUGUUGCAACCGAUAAUUGUUAAUACUUCGGGAACUAAUAAAAUUGGCAUACGUCCUCCUGUAACAAUGGCAGCCAAAGUACAACCUUCUUUAACUAUUACCCAACUGGGUAUUGGCAAAUUACCUUCAUCCUCUGGUGGCGGUUCAGGACCCUCAGCUUUAGGACCACAAAAUUUGACUGGCGUUAAUACCAGCACCGGCAGCAAUUCACCUUCUAUAUCAACAGCCAGUAUAACAGCCACCAAUUUGUCAACAAAUGCCACCACACAACUGGUAAAUGUUUCACAGGGUGGUCAACUCUUAACCACACAAAAUAUUGUAACCUCAAGUGCAGGAGGUACUGCAGCGGGAGGAGCCACCGUAGUACCCUUGGCAAUUAGUACAAGAGGAGCUGGGGUUGGUGGUAAUAUUAUAACAGGUACUAUGACCCCCAUUAAAAAUGCCAAUGCUAUAACGGUGGGUAAAGUAAUGACCCAGGCACAAUUGGCAUCUGCGGCAGUCUCACCUUUGGAAAAUAUUAACAAUUCGAAUACAGCUAAUAAUGCGGGAAAUAAUACAGCCACAAAUGUUUUCAUACAUCAUGCUCCUGCACCCCAGAGACCGCAUAGUAAUAGCAGCACUAGUAGUAUCAGCAGUGGCAUUAAUACUUCACAAAAUACCGUAAAUGUUUCCAAUACUGGAGCUACAAAUGUUUUAACUUCUACUGGCAAUGUGGCUACUGGUACAUUUUUACAACCCGGCAGUACUAUAUACUAUGAAUCCGUACCCGCCAGUUCGGUACAAGUAUCCACGGGUGUUUUGUCGCUUACCACCACCACCGUGACCAGCAGUACUAUGUCGCAGAAUCAAAUAGCCAGCACAGCGGCAAAUUUAUCGAUCUCUUCGUUGCCAUAUGUAUCACACUCAGGUGGUCAAUCCACCACCGCCACCUUUACAGUUGUGCCAUCUACGGUUGGUCGUACCAUAGGACAAUUGCAAAUUCCGGUAUCAAGUGCUGGUACCCAAAUACAGGCAGUUCCCGUUAGAUUUAGUCAACUUAGUGCGGGUAAUUUAUCGACCGCAGCUGCAGAUGCCAUAGCUGUUUCGCAGGCCACGCCUCAACUAAUACAGCAAGCUGCAGGCUCUUCUUUGGGUGUGGCGGGACUAGGAGAAACCUCUCAAAUUAUCAUACCAGCCUCAGUGGCACAGCAAUCUAAUCAAUCCUCAAUUAAUACUCUAAAUUCGCAACAAACCCAUCAGAUGGUUAUACCCCUACAGACUUCAAUAAAAGUAACUUCAGGUGCUAACGCUGGUGGUUCGACUGUUGUCUCCAACUUUUUGCGUAAACGUGAUGUCGAGGGUUCACCCAUUAGAGCGGCCAAAAAUCUACAACCAACUCUUCUAUCAAUGGGCAAUACAAAUAUGUUAGCGACAAACUCUUCCUCCUCCCCGGCCUCUUCUUCAGUGGGUAGUUCUUAUAGUUUAACUUCGGUUACCUCAAGUGCUCUCAGUUCUGCUACCACUCUGACCGCUGAAGCCUUGGCCAAAAAGGAUCGCUGUAACACCAUUUACACAUCCUCCUCCAUUGCGAACUUAAACAACAAUACCGGCACACCUAAUCUUAUAUCGAAUAGAAACUCGAGAGCAGAAUCACCUGCUUCUUCGGAUGGCAGUACCACCGUAUCAGCUAAUUCCUCACCGGGUGUGGAUCAGCAAAUACAAGAUAAUAAUAUGAUUAUAAAUCGUUUACCAGGGGUGGCGGCAAAUGUAGAUGCUCACUUUAAUCCAAUCAAUGAGGUAAGUUUUGUUUUUCUAACUGCUGUUUGCUAUUUUCUUUAAAAGUGCAAAAUA